ACAAAUGUAUUUAUAUUUUUGCAGGGGUCACAGAUUGGUCAGGAAGAUAAAGAGAAUGUAUUUCUGGACUGUUUUGGAGCAUUCUGGGAAGUGUCAGGCACUCAUAUUAUACAACAUAAUCAAGCAUUCAAGGCAAGAAUCAGUAACGAAGUUCGUGAAAAACUCCUGAAUGAGGCUGUCCAAAGGUCAAUAAGAGAGAGACUACUUGAUAUUACACUAGAGUUGUUCACUCUAAAUACAGAGAAACGUAAUGUCUGUACUCAGACUCAGCGUAGAACCAUGAUACCAUCCUCCUGUCAAGUCAGACCUUCCACCUGUGAUAAAGCAACUUUUAUGGAAUCUGAAUGGCAAGAUGAAGGAUUUAGAAACCUUGAAAUGGAUGCUCUUGAACAUAUGAACUGGCAAGUAAAUACUGAUUAUGCCUCUCCUGACCCUACCCUUAGUCUCCGCCCUCUUGGUAGAGGUGGACCACUUCUUUCACAGUCAUCUCCAAAAGAUAGCUUCUAUUCUACAAAGUCCAGUGACACAUUAGACUCUCCAAGUGCACAUGACCUAUCAAAAGGAUCGAACAUAUCUGACAGUGUUUACGUGACUCCAGGAGAAACUCGUGCUAGUUGUUCAUCUUCUAAAUCUGAUAAAAGUGAUGUAAUGAAUGGUGCACAAGAAAAAGGAAUUGCUGCACACAGUCCUAAGGAGAACAAGAGAAAGAAUCUAAUAAACAGUCUAAAAGCUGAUUUUGAAGACUUUGAAGAAGAUGAUGUUGCAAUGGAAAAUACAAAAGACUCUGAACUCUCAAGAGAUUUUCAAGGUGGAAAUUUAAAUAUGAAUAAUAAUAAUUCCAGUAAAACUGUCACUGAACAAAAGAGUGCAAUAGGUAAAAGCAUUGUUGAUUGGUUUGAUUAUGAACCACCAGCUGUGGAGAAAGUAAGAAAUGGUGUAAAACUUGAGGAGAAACGAUUAGAGACGAAAAAGAAAUUAGAUAGUACAUCAAUGGAAAUAAUUGAGCAUGAGUACGCCCCUACAAAAGAUCUCACUAAGAAAAAGUCCAAGAAGAAUAAGGAGAAAAAACAUGAAAAAACAAAUUUGUUAGUAGACAAUAGAAAGGAAGAAAAAGACAAAGUUAUUGACUCUGGAGCAUUUGAAAAUAGUCUGCAGCAAGCUAUAAUAGAAUCACUACAAGACACUGGAAACGUGACAGUUAAAACAGCUGAUUGUGUUGAAGUAGAUGCUGAUGAGAAUAUAGAUUGGUGGGCAAUAGGUGAGGGAGGGGAUACUAAAUAUUGUGAAGAUGAUAUGCGUUUGUCUAGAGGGGAUAAUAUAUUUAUUGAUAAUGGGCCUGAUGUGAUAAUAGAAGAUGAAUUUGAACAAGAAGAUAAUGCUGAAAUAAAUAAGGUUGCUGAGGAAAAAGUUGAACCUCAAGGAACCACAGACACUGAAAACCAUCUACAUGUUGUUAGUAAAACAGAUAAAAGUCUGUCAGAUUCUGAUGUCGGUGAUAUUGAUAUGGUGGUCCAGCAGAAAAUUGACAACUUUGCUUUUGAAUUAGAUGAUGAUGAUGAUGAAAAGUGGGAUAGUGAAAGUUCAGAUGAUCCUAAUGUUAAUGACUGGGUUGGUUUGCAGCAUGACAAUCCAGGCUAUCAGGAAGACUUUCCUGAAAUUGAUCCAAGAACUGUGUUGCCAUCAAGAAAUGAGAGCUUAGUACCAUCUGCUGACACCAUGUGUUCUGAUAGAAAAUUUGAGAGCAGCUUUCCAAAAACUAAUUUAGCAGAGUUUGUUAAUGUGAAUGAAGAGUGUGAUAUUGAAGAGAGGCCACGAGCAACAAGAUGGGUGCCUGGACGGAGAAAAUGUAUGAACUGUUACAGUGAGGACCAUACCACAGAAAGCUGCCAACAGUUUGUAAUAAUGCAAUAAUCAACAACCUUCCAUUACAUAAUACUGAACUUCUGAGGAGACAGAAAGAAGGAAUGUAUUAAUGAAAUAGUUAUGUCAGAGUUUGUCUGUCAGUCCUUUUGGUAAUUGUCAGUUUAGCAGCCUUUCUUUUAGAAUGUAUAAUGAAAUUUCAGACACCAGGUUAAUAAUAAUAGCUAGAUAUUUACUUUUCAUCAAAAACAAAGAUUAUUCUCAUUAAUAAUUAAAUGUUUACCCAUUACAUUAGUUAAAUGUAUGCCUAUGGAGAUAGUUGUAAGGGUUACUGAUUUAUGUGACUGGGUACAUGAAAACUGUUUCUUAAUCUUAUUCCAUCGACUUUUAUGAACAGACUUGUUUGUAUUCAGUAGAUUUUAUUUGGGUUUUUUGAUGCCAUGACUGUGUAGAGAUUUUUCCUGAUCUGACAUUAUGAUAUAAAUGAGAAUAGUUAAUUUAUUCAUGUAGAAUAUCUGUGUUCAUUGAAUGUGCCAUGUAAAUGUUAUUUAUUUGUGUUAUAUUUAAAGGCUCAUUUUGCACCCAAAAUGAUAUCAUUUUAUUUCUCAUAAUUUUUUCUAUCCUGUGUGUUAUGGUAAAAGUUUCUGAAACAGUUCUCAUUGGUUAAGCAGCUGAACUAUUAUGUGCAUUUUAGAUGUAAUUUAAGUUACAGUAAUUCAUUGUAUUACAUGGAAGACAAAAUACUAACUAAUUUUCCUUUUGCUGCUUUUUUAAAGAUAUAAUUUUAAAUUCUUCACUGCUGUCUUUAGAUGAUAAACAUUUUAAUCUUUUAUCAAAAACAUUUUCAAAACAAAGGUUUCGCUUUUCUUGAGAGAGAAAUUUUAUUAAUUUCUGAGGCUUUAUGUGUCUUUGAUAAGGAACAAGAAAAUAUGCUUAAUUUGUUUGAUUUCAUUGUGGUAUACAGCAAUAAAUAACGGAAAUUAUUAUCCGGGAAAAUCCCGCUAUCUGUGGAAUGAUUUGUAGUCAUAAAGUCAGUUGUUCUAGCCAGGUACUUAAACUGUGUGACAUGUCAGAAAUACUUUAUAAACCUUCUGGGGGCUUCCUCUACCUAUUAAAAAUUUGAAAAGGUACAAAAUUACUUUCCUUCAGUGACAGUGUAGGAACUAGAGUAAAUGAGAUUGUAUUAUGUCUGUGAAGGGGAUGAUACUGAAGUGAGGUUUUUUGUUUGUUUAGAUACAAAAAUUGUUUUCACCUAUGACUUAAACUGCUUGACAGAGUUGCCAAAUGACAUCAGUAGUGCCUGUGAAACUUACAAUAAAACGAAAAAACAAAUGCAUAGCUAAGCAUGAUGCAAGUUAAUAGAAAAUUUGUAAGUUUUAUGAUCAGAUUCAGAAUAACUAGUUACUGCAAAUGUUUCAGUCACAAAGUGUGAUACAAUGUCUUUUGUUCUUCACAAUUUUAUCACUAGUCAGUAUUUUGCAGUGAAGUUGGUAAUUACUGGUUAACUAGUUAUCCAGUUAAGCCAGAUAGGUGAACCAACCUCCCAGAUAUGACUGAAAAUGUUAAAAUUAAAAUAAAAAACAGACAAGCAAAGCUUUACCAUUGAAGGUUAUCAGUUUUCACAGGUAUAACUGAUUAGUACUGAAACAGAAACCAUGGAAACUUAUUAUGAGAUGAUCAAUAAUUACUGAAUUGUGGACUUUUUUUUUUACCUCAUUUGACAAUGAGUAUUGAACAUAUUGUUUUACCUUUACCACAGGUAUCAUUGUAUACAAUAAUUGAAUAUAUCUAUGAAAUAUAAGUAAACUGAAUUGAAUAAAAGUUGCAUGUAGCAUCAGAUAUGUUAUAAAAUUGGUGAGAUGGAUUUAGCACUAUAUUUUGCUCUAAUGUUUGUUACUUUAUCUGCAAAAUAGCAGUUUUAACUUAAGCUUGACUAAUCAAAGUCAGUGUUGUUAAGUUAGUUAAGUUUUUGCUUGCAUGUUGGUAUCUCAAAAACAACUGAAGGAAAUGGGUUGAAACAUCACACAAUUGUUUUUCCUGAUAAUCUAAUAUGAUGAGCUUAGGUCUCAUAACUCUGACUUACCAUUUGACAAAGUUAUGCCCCUUUUUCACUGUCAAGCACUGAGAAUAGUUAGCAUGCUGUCUUAAUAAUCAAAUUAAACACACCCAUUGCCUUUAUCAGUAUUAUUUUUCAUCAAGGUUGAUGAUAUUGAGAAUAUUAUUAUAAAUUUCUUUACUUUAUUGAGUGCUAAAUACUUUGUUUGGUUCAUCAUUUUGUAUAGAUAGCUAGAUCUAUUUCUGUUAUUUUGAAAUGAUUAAAUAGAAGUAAUGUAUGCAUGUGGGAUGUAAAUAAUUAUUUCUCAAUAUUACUGUAAUAAUACAUAUAUAUCUGGUUUCGAGUGUUACAUGUAGAUAACCAACUUGAAGAUAUAUGUGACAUGAUAGAUUCAUAAUGUUAAUUAAAUAACAACCAACACAAAGCAAUGUAUUCAACCAAUAUUACAUGUACAGGACAAAAAUCAAAGGGUCAUAAUUCUGCCAAAAGCGUUCAAAACAAAAUCCUUACAGUAUGGAUCAGAGCAUUUCUCUUUAGUCAGUCUGUUAUAUUUUCGUUGAAAUUCAUCGGGAAAUGUAGAUGGCGCUGUCUGCCUGCCAAUAUUCUAUCUAAUCACAAUCAUUUUGAUUGAGUACAGCAAACAUUAGAUAUACUGUAUAGAAUUGACUUGUUAGUCCCCUACCGGUUUAACAGGAGGGGACUUUAGGUUUAUCCUCCGUCCGUCUGUCAGUCCGUCCGUCCACAAAACUGGAUCCCGCGAUAACGCAAAAAGUACUGAAAAUAUUUUUAUGAAACUUGAUAUAUGGAUAGAUGGCAGUAUGGAGAUUAUGCACGUCUUUUAUUUUUCUUCCUAUGUUGAAAAUUCUGGUUGCUAUGGCAACAAAUAGUCUGAAAAUAUGGCAAAUUUAACACAUAAACUGGAUCCAGUGAUAACUCAAAAAGUACUGAAAAUAUUUUUAUGAAACUGAAAUAUGGGUAGAUGGCAGUCUGGAGAUUAUGCACAUCUUUCUCUUUUCUUCCUAUAUGGGAAAUUCUGGUUGCUAUGGCAACAAAUAGCAUGGAUUUCAAGAUUUCUGAUUUAAAUUUUUCAGCUUUUUCACUAUAAGUUCUUUAUUUCUUAAGGUGUUUACUUCAAACUUUAAAUAUAAGUUUCUAAUCAUCAACCACAUCAUAUUUAAUGAGGUUUACAACUCUAGCACAAAAAUUAUCUGUAUUACCUCCCUUGAACUUAGAAUUUUUAUGAAAAAAAAUGUCUUUUUUUAAAUAACUUCUUUAUUUCCUAAUGUAUCUGCUUCAAACUUCAUAUAUAUGUUUCUUAUUAUCACUCAACAUUUUUUAGAAGGUUAAAUACUCUAGCAAGACUAUUUCCAGAAUUAUCUCCCCCUUAAACUUAGAUUUUUUUGAGAAAUUGGUAUUUUUCACUCCAACUUCUUCAUUCCUUAUAGGAUUUACAAUAAAAUCCCACAUCGUAAUCAUAUGACAAGGUUGUAUAAACAUAAUUUCCUUACUAGGCAGGGAAACUUAACACAUUACUGUGAUAUAGACAAACUUAGAACUCAAAAGAUUUAAGUUCAUUCAUGUCAUUCAUUCACUGGUAAAAUUGAAUAGCCAUUGGCCCAUCAGAAUGUUGCUGGGGUUCUUACCGGUAGGGGACUUAUGGAUUGCUUGCAAUACUAUGAUAAUUGCUUGUUUGAAAUUUAUGAGAUAAUUUUGUUUGUAUUUUUUUCUUCAAUUUUAUGAAAUAGAAAUGAAUUUGGGAUUGAUUAUGUAACAUUAUGUAAUCCGUCCUGCCAAGUGUAGGUCAUGCUAUGAAGUAUAGAUAGAAGUUUAUAGGAAAACAUGUACUUAAGACAUAAGAACUAACGCUGGUUGUAAAGGGAAUAUCUCAUAGGGGAUGGGGCGUGUACUUGGUGCAUAACUCAUCAAUUGAUAUGUUUUUAAGAUAAGGUUGUCCUUACCAAAUUUAUGUAAACAUACAAGUGCUGUAUGUACAAAGUUAUUGUUAAAAUAGUUACCCUAUUAUUUUGAAAAUAAAACUUGUUGAGUAAAUGUAAAA
Ruditapes philippinarum (Manila clam) is the source of this 5972-nucleotide messenger RNA. RefSeq lists its product as uncharacterized. The record is from RefSeq and is a predicted model, not a curated record. NCBI's taxonomy places the organism in Eukaryota, Metazoa, Mollusca, Bivalvia, Venerida, Veneridae. The coding region runs from base 280 to 1911 and encodes 543 amino acids. The transcript has 4 exons.